Molecule: messenger RNA, 1184 nt
Organism: Cryptomeria japonica (Japanese cedar)
Lineage: Eukaryota; Viridiplantae; Streptophyta; Pinopsida; Cupressales; Cupressaceae
Product: probable carboxylesterase 17
Exons: 1
Coding region: 36-1037 (333 amino acids)
Molecular function (GO): hydrolase activity
Source: RefSeq, a predicted model, not a curated record
UCCCUCAGCCCAAACUCACUCAGAAAGACACAACAAUGGAGAUCACACAAACUCUGGUGGAGGAAGUUCCCGGAUUCAUCCAAGUCUGCGCCGACGGCUUCGUCGUCCGCUUCGACCACAAACUGACGCCGCCCUCGGCCUCGCCCGACCCAGUCGACGGAGUCAGAUCGAAGGACCUCACAAUCGAUUCAACCAGAGGCCUCUGGGCCAGAAUUUUUCUCCCUGCCGUAGUAGAGGCAGAGAAACUUCCCCUGCUCAUCUACUUCCAUGGAGGAGGCUUCUGCAUCGGUUCAACAGCCUGGGCCUCAUACCAUGAAUUCCUCUCUGGGCUUGCGAAUCGGGCCAGAGUGGUGGUCGUUUCAGUCGAUUACCGCCUUGCACCAGAGCACCGCCUACCAGUGGCCUAUGACGAUUGCUUCGACGCCCUCUGUUGGGUCUUCAAAUUCGCCCAAGAUGACACCUUUAAGGAUCCUUUGAAGACCCAAGAUGACGCCUUUAAGGAUCCCUGGCUCGGAACCCAUGUAGAUUAUGGCCACUGUUUCUUGGCUGGUGAAAGCGCCGGUGGGAACAUUGUGCAUACGGUCGGUUUGAAGGCCGCGGGCAGAGCAGACCUGAAGAUAAGGGGACUGGUUGUUCUGCAGCCUUACUUCGGGAGCCAAGAAAGAAUUGAGUGUGAGAAGAAGGUCGAGGGUGAAUUUUCUACUGAUGAUUCAAUGGCCUUGGAGUUCAAUGACACUUUUUGGCGCAUGGCCCUUCCACAGGGCAGUAACCGGGACUAUCCUGCAUGUAAUCCUGAGGCACCCGGGGCAGUCAAUUUGUCUGAGGUUUAUCUGCCCCCUGUUCUUGUGACUGUGGCUGGUCUGGAUCUGCUCAAGACCCGGGGAGUCAUGUAUUAUGAGCUUCUCAAGAGGUCUGGGAAAGAGGCUGAGUUUAUGGACGCUCAGGGCCAGAUUCAUGCUUAUCACCUUUUUCACCCCCGGUCUGAGGCUGCGAUUGUUCUGCAGGAUCGCAUUUCUGAGUUCAUCCAUCGUUUUUGAUGUGUGAGCAGAGUAAGAUUCGGGUGUUCUGAGUUAUUUUCUGGGUGGGUUCAGUUUGUUGUGAUAAAGAGAGAAUUUUAUUUGAAGUUUUUAUGUUUUUGUUUGCUUUAGAUUAUUAUUAAUAUUAAUACUUCAGUGGCUUUUGAA